AUGGCUGCCGCUACAACUCUCCUCCAAGGAGGCACCGUUCUCUACCACGGCAGAAAUGACCACGUCGAGGUGCUCCGCAACACCGACAUUCUCAUCCAGGCCAACAAGAUCGUCAAGAUCGGACAGAAAUUGUCUGCUCCCUCGGGCGCGGCGAUUACCGACUGUCGCGGCAAGAUUAUCAGUCCUGGCUUCAUCGACACGCAUCAUCACCUGUGGCAGACGCAGUUGAAGGGUCGACACGCCGAACAGUCGGUGUUUGAUUAUAUUCCCAGUGGAUUCUGGCAGAGCUACGUGUACAGCCCGCAAGACAUCUUUUGGGGCCAGCUCGGCGGUGCGCUGGAAUCCAUCGACGCGGGGACAACGUUUGUGCUCGACCACGCGCACGGGUGUCAAACCAGAGAACACGUCAGCAAAGCUCUAGCAGCAACAUGUGCAUCUGGCAUCCGCUCCAUCUUCGCCUACGGUCACGCACCGUAUUUCACCAAAUGGGACAAAGACACGUGCGAGCCGUCCAUGGACAUCAUGCCCAAAUCCACCAUGGACCAUCUCUUCGAACUCGCGGCGAAACAGCCCUUUGGCCACGGCCGCGUGACGCUCGGGUUCGCGUUUGACUAUUAUUUCCUGCCGCAGCAGGCCGUGACGGGCAUCUUUGAAGCGUUGAGAAACGCGGGCGUCAAAAACUUCACCAGUCAUUAUGCCAAGAAUGCUACCUUUGUGACGAAGAAGACCAACUUCCUUACAAUGCUCAUGGCGAACCAAAGACUAACUCGUUUACCUCAUUCUCCGUCGGACAUUCUCCUCUCCCACGCCACGGGACUCACGGCCCAAGAAACCGAUCUACUCGUCACAUCGCAAGUACCCGUGUCCUCGACGCCCGAGACCGAGUCCCAGAUGGGGUUCGGCUGGCCCAUCGCGUUCCAUCCCGGCGUCAACUUCAGCUUCGGCGUCGACUGCCACACCAACAACACGUCGUCGAUCCUCGGACUCGCCCGCUCGGCGCUGCAGAUGGCGCGACAGCAGAGUAACCUGCCCAACGUCGAGCAGGGGGCCAUGGCACUGACGCUGCGCGGCAGCGCCGAGGAGGCGUUCAACGCGGCGACGAUCCGGGCCGCGCGCGCCGUGCAGCUGGGCGACAAGAUCGGGUCCCUCGCCGAGGGCAAGCUGGCGGACCUGGUCGUCUUCGACACGCUGCACAGCACGGGGAUGAGCUGCGUGGCGGACUCGGACCCGCUCACCGCGGUGGUCCGGCACAGCGACGUCCGCGACGUCGAGGCCGUCAUGAUCGACGGCGUGUGGCGCAAGAAGGACGGCAAGCUCCGCCCCGUCGCCGUCGAGGGCACCAACGAAACCCUCGAGUGGUCGCACGUCCGGACCAAGCUGAGAGACAGCGCGGGCCAGAUCGCCGAGAAGCAAAAGGGGCUGAAUAUGGACAAGGCCAAGGAGGCCUUGAUCGCCAUGUUUCGCAUUGAUCGGUCGAAACUUGUCAAAGACGCGUAG
Messenger RNA from Fonsecaea monophora, 1497 nucleotides. RefSeq lists its product as hypothetical. Gene Ontology annotation, molecular function: hydrolase activity, acting on carbon-nitrogen (but not peptide) bonds. The transcript has 5 exons. The coding region runs from base 1 to 1497 and encodes 498 amino acids. The record is from RefSeq and is a predicted model, not a curated record. NCBI's taxonomy places the organism in Eukaryota, Fungi, Ascomycota, Eurotiomycetes, Chaetothyriales, Herpotrichiellaceae.